This is a messenger RNA of Zonotrichia leucophrys gambelii, 3793 nucleotides long. RefSeq names its product platelet derived growth factor subunit B (gene PDGFB). The record is from RefSeq and is a predicted model, not a curated record. The transcript has 7 exons. Lineage: Eukaryota; Metazoa; Chordata; Aves; Passeriformes; Passerellidae. Gene Ontology annotation, cellular component: membrane. Gene Ontology annotation, biological process: positive regulation of MAP kinase activity; positive regulation of cell population proliferation; positive regulation of cell migration. Gene Ontology annotation, molecular function: platelet-derived growth factor receptor binding; growth factor activity. Bases 830 to 1651 code for a protein of 273 amino acids.
AGUCUCUCUUGCAGCUCGCAGAAAAUAAAGACCCGUCGGCUCACUCGCCCCUCCUGCAGUUUUACCUUUUCUGCCUUUUUUUUUUGUUUUUCCUUUCUUGUUGCAACAGAGUGCGGGAGACAGCACCAGUGGCUCCACUUUGAGGCUUGUCAAGGCUCAGCGCACGCACACAAACACACACUCACAACCCAGAGCAAAAACAUUUGCUCUCACCUGUCUCCAAACCCAAAGCAAACCUCCCGAUCAAGCCAACUCUUGGAACGAGAAGGCACCCGAGCCAGAAUCUAAUGUAAGGGGAAGAAAUUCAGUGCACACUGGCAACUUUUCUCUAAAAAGCGAGUGGCAAAAAGGAAGGAAAGGAGCAUUUUAAGAAGAGGACAACUUAAGGAAGAAGAUUUCAUUUUUUGGAUUUCACUCCAAACUUUGGAAAAGUUUUUUUUUCCUUUUAGUUACUAUUCUGUGCACCUUCUUCUAAGAACAUUGAGACAUUGUUACCUGCAUGUAAAAGCUUUUACAGGUACAUAUUUUUUUUAAAAGGGAAGAAAACCAAGAGGAAGCCAAGAGGGAUGUGGACCACCUAGCCAAAGGCACCACUGAAGCAUCCCUUGCGCCAAGGGGGACCCAGACUCUGGAUGUGCAUAAUUCCGAGGGACUGCAUUUUUUUCCCACCGGGCUUAUGAGAUAGCGCAGAGGCAGGCGAGUCACCGAGAAUUACUUCUGUCUCCCCUCACCACCAGCACCAGCACCUCCACGUCCUCCUCCAAGGGCUCCCGCGGCUCUCCCACCUCCUCCCGGCUCGCAGGGGACAUGGGAACGCGCAGCGCCCUCGAUGCCUGAGGCCGGGCGGCCGCGGGGCUGUCAGCGGGAAGCGCUUCCCUGCCGGGGCUCGCCGUCCAUGUGCCCGCAGCCGGCGGGGCCUGGAGUCGGGAUGAAUUUCGGCGUGGUCUUCGCGUUCAUCCUCUCGCUGCCCCUGGCCCGCAUGGAGGGGGACCCCAUACCCGAAGACAUUUAUGAGAUUUUGGGUGGCAGCUCAGUGCGCUCCAUCAGUGAUCUCCAGCGUGCCCUGCGGAUAGACUCCGUAGAGCAGGACAGCUCGAGCCUGAGCCUGAAUGCAUCUCAGCCUGAUCAAAGCCCUGUGGCCCUGUCUCGAGAGCGACGAAGCCUAGAUGCUCUGGCAGCAGCAGAGACGGCUGUCCUGGCCGAGUGCAAGACACGGGAGGUGGUGUUCGAAAUCUCCCGCGCCAUGGUGGACAGCACCAACGCCAACUUCGUGGUGUGGCCGCCCUGCGUGGAGGUGCAGCGCUGCUCCGGCUGCUGCAACAACCGCAACGUGCAGUGCCGCCCCACGCAGAUCCGCGUCCGGCCCGUCCAGGUGAACAAGAUCGAGUUUGUCCAGAGGAAGCCAAAAUUCACAAAAGUCGUUGUGCCUUUGGAGGACCACGUGCAGUGUCGGUGUGAAGCCGUGUUCCGACCGCCCCCCAGGAACAUCCGUCCAGGGCCACGGGAACAGAGACGCUUGUCCCCGGCGUUCACCACAGCCGCUGUCUCACAGAGGCGGCGAGUACGCCGGCCGCCGGCACAGAAGAGGAAACAUAAGAAGUACAAGCAUGUCAACGAUAAGAAAGUGCUGAAAGAAAUCCUCAUAGCAUAGAAGUGCUGGCCGGGGAGAGAGAGCACAAGGUUUAUUUAAUAUAUUUGCUGUAUAGCCCCCAUGGGGUCCUUGGAAUGAUAACUUUUCCUCUUUGUCCAUCUGCCUCGACGUCUGAUUCAGACGGCAAUUGGUGCUUCCCUUUCCAUCAGUGGACCUUCUCCCACCAAAGCCUCCCUUUCAUUUAUUAGCAUAAUUUUAAAGUUUAACACACACACACACAAAAGGACAAGGAUGUCCUACAUAUAUAUAUAUGAGAAAAGAACAAAGUACAAAUAAAACCAUGAAUGCCAACAGCCACAGCUUGCGAUGAGAACAGGACAAUUCCUUCCCUGCUACGGAGGACAGGAUGGAAAAUGUGAAAAGGAAAGCAGGUCCAAUUUCUUCCGAGAAAAGGAGAAAAACAGAUGGACAGAGGCCAGAAGGGGAAUAUUCUCACUUUCCCUCAUGCUUCUGGUAAGGCUGGGAGGGCCCAGCUGAGAUCUACUCUUGCAUUGGACCUACCUUUUGGCAGCCGGCAAAUCUCAGACUGCGAGCGGCGACCAAUGAUGGAAAAUGCACUAAGGACGUUCAUCGCCCUACCUGGACAGAUCUAUAUUUUUAACGUGCGUGUGUAUAUUUUAUUUUUAAAAAGAAAAACCAAAACCACUAAGGUAUUCAACAUCUCGGGGAACAGAACAAACAAGCAAAGAAACAAAACAAAGAAGCCAAAUGCAUUCCCCCACUCCCUCUUUCCCCUCUCCUGGUGCUGACUGGAAGGUGUUUGGAUCGUGGGGAAGGAGCACAAGGUGGCAGAAUCGUCUCCACGCCCCCGGCCCCUGCCAAGGAGAGCCAUCUUUGCACAUGCUGGUGGAGAAUUCAACUUUCCAGGCUCGGACUCAAAUUAUUUUUUAAAUUCACUCUGGAUGUGUGCGUGUGUAUAUGUGUGUGUGUGUAUAUAUAGAUAUAUACGUGUGCAUGUGUGUGCGUGUGUAUGUGUAUUUAUACAUACAUAUAUAAAAAUAUAUAUAUAUAUGUUCUUAAAUGGGUUUCAUUCCCCAGUGGCAGGAAGCUCAGAGGCCCGUGGGUGCGUCGGCUUCGCUGGGCUGGCAGAAAAGCACACUGUUACUGCAACGUGCCUGCGAGGCCAGGGACAGGGACAGGGCAGGCAGAGGCAUCAUCUGGUCUCUCUCUUUCUUGUUAUCCUUUUCUCUCACUCUGCACCAACCCCCCAUCCCAGCACAACUUCCUUGCAGGAGGUGAAGUGGCACCACAACAAGACCAAGGACAGCCAAACUUAGAAGCAUGACUUAAUCUCAGUGAGCUGUCCUUGCCUGCUCUGUGGUCUUGAAAGCAGAAUCAUGUCAUUCCCAUGAGGUCUUUAACCCCUCCCUGGAUGUCCUGCACUCUAUGCCUCCACUAAUCUUUCCCUGCCAAUGUUCCCAACCCACUUAGCUUGGAAGUUGAUCCACAAUGUGGACAGCUCUGUGUAGGUAUAGAGAAAGUAAUGAGGAUGGUGUUCACAGCUGGCAGCAGCCGUCUGAGACAGAAAUGAGCUCUUCUAAGUGAGGAGGACUCAGAGAACCACUGGAGGGUCAGUUGCAGAGUUCCUCCUGGGCCACUGCCUGUCUUCGAGCAGGGAGGAGGACUGUGUGGGCAAGGGCUGGUUUUGCACAGGUAAUAGUAACCAUUAGCAGAAUUGUUCCACAUGAUGGGAAUUCCCAGCAUGGCCUUGGAGUCAGGGUCUUGGUUGUGCUGUGCUGGGUGCUGCAUACAUGAAGAAAAUGCCUGCCCAGAGCAAUCACAUGGCACUUCUCCCCUCGCACACACACCCCUGCUGUGGGGUAGAGCUUUGGAGGGAGAUGGGGAAAGGAGCCAAAGCCACAGCCUGGGAGCUGUUACAAGUUGUGGAGGGAGCCAGUCCUCACCUCCUGCAAGCCCAGAGCACUUCUCACACCGCUGCCAAGGCAGCACGUUGCUCCCUCCCUCCAGCCCCAAGCCCUCAAGUCUUAAGACACUUUCUUACCCUGCUCCAAAAUCUGUUUCUUUUGGUUUGUAAAUAUGGUGAGGUUUUGUUUUAUUUUAUUUUAAAAUUUUUGCCUUUUUUUAAAUGUAAGAUUAAUUUAUACUCAGUACUGUAUUUAAAGUUGUAAAAAAAAAAAAAAA